AUGAAGACGAAGAUGUUCCAUUGUUCGAAGGAUGGAUUUAAAAGGAGUACAGGAAAAAGGUGUUAUUCUAAAAUUGAUGGUCGUACAGGUUGUGGUGCAUAUGUCCAAUUCAAUUUACAUGAGAAUGGGAUGUGGAUUGUUUCGAAGCAUGAGAAGUUGCAUAAUCAUGAAUUGGUUCCACCAAGCAAGAGUUACCUUCUAAGGUCACAUAGGAUGGUGUCUAGGAAUCAUAUAUCCUAUCUUACUGAUUUGAAGAGCAGUGGUGUGUCUGUUGCAGAUGGUGUAAGAUUCCUUAAAACACAAUCAGGAGGAUCACCACUUGUUGGUUUUACAAGUAGGGAUGCAUAUAACUCUCUAUGUACCGAUGCAUUGAACAGAUUGGAUGGUACCGAUUCAAACACAUUGAUUGAAAUAUUCAAACAGAGGCAGUCAAGUGAAAGGGAUUUUUACUUUGAUUUUGAGGUGGAUUUGGAGUCAAGGUUGUGUAGUUUUUUUUGGAGGGAUGGACGAAUGAGGAGAGAUUAUGAUUUGUUUGGGGACUUGUUAGUUCACGAUACAACAUAUCGUACUAACAAAUAUGACAUGAUUUGUGGACCUUUUGUUGGCAUGAAUCACCAUUGCAUGAAUGUUAUGUUUGGAUGCGGUUUUUUGAUGAAUGAGAAGAUUGAGUCAUUUGUAUGGUUGUUUAAGACAUUUUUGAGAUCUAUGGAUUACAAAAGUCCACAAAGCAUAAUGACUGAUCAAUGUGCUGCUAUGGCUGCUGCAAUUGUUCAAGUUUUUCCAAGUUCACGACAUCGGCUAUGUAUAUGGCAUAUUGGCGAGAACUCAAAGAAGCACAUUAAAGGGUUAAGAAAUCAAAAAGAUUUCCUAGAUAUAUUCAAUUGCUUGUUGAAGUAUAUUGAUACAGAGGCAGAGUUUGAAUUUUACUGGACAAGGAUGGUUACAACAUAUAAAUGUCACAAUAAUCAUUGGAUUGAAAAGUUGUAUGGGUGUAGAGAAAAAUGGUGUCCUGCAUUUAAUAAAGAUUAUUUUUCGGGUGGGAUUUUAUCUUCUCAAAGGAGUGAGACCACAAAUCACUCUAUUUCUAGAAGGUUGUCCAAGACAUCUGGUUUGUGUGAUUUUUAUAACUCAUUUGUUGGGGUCAUAUCAGAGUGGAGAAGUAGAGAGAAUGGGGAAGAUGUUCGGUGUUCACAAGGUGUACCCACAAUGGUGAUGGAUAAUGUUAAGAUUCUGUUGCAUGCUAGGGAAAUUUAUACAAUUGAGAUAUACUAUUUGUUUGAAGAACAAUUUUUGAAAGGUGGAUCAUGCUAUCAAGAGUGUGUGAUGUUGGAAGAUGGUGUGUAUUAG
Molecule: messenger RNA, 1347 nt
Organism: Ipomoea nil (Japanese morning glory)
Lineage: Eukaryota; Viridiplantae; Streptophyta; Magnoliopsida; Solanales; Convolvulaceae
Product: protein FAR1-RELATED SEQUENCE 5-like
Exons: 2
Coding region: 1-1347 (448 amino acids)
Biological process (GO): regulation of DNA-templated transcription
Source: RefSeq, a predicted model, not a curated record